Molecule: messenger RNA, 6551 nt
Organism: Patiria miniata (bat star)
Lineage: Eukaryota; Metazoa; Echinodermata; Asteroidea; Valvatida; Asterinidae
Product: leucine-rich repeats and immunoglobulin-like domains protein 3
Exons: 2
Coding region: 871-3933 (1020 amino acids)
Molecular function (GO): protein binding
Source: RefSeq, a predicted model, not a curated record
GUAAAAGAAGUCAUGGUCAACAAACUCCAUGCAGUAGAUGGCACUGUGCGACCUUAGUCUCGCAACAGUCAGCGUGCCAAUACACAGUACUAGUACAGUCGCUGGUUGUACUUCACCUCUGCCUUUGAGGACAAUGCAUUGUGUUUCCCUCGGUUCCUGUAUUACAAUGUACAACACUCUCCCAUAUAAGUACACAGACUUACAUUCGAGGACCAUUCUCAAGAAUCAAUGUGUACGUUCGAGGACAACAAAGAAUCUAUUGUUCUCUCAUUGUCUUGCAGUCCUUAGAGUGAACACACCUACUGGAAAAUGCAUAUAAAUUUAAAUGUGUAUGAACAGAAGUGCCUUCCACAGAAAAAAAAGUUCGCUUCAAGUGCCUUUUUAUUGCUGUUAUUUUUGUUUAAUACUUAUUUUCUCCACUUAAAAACAAUUUAUAAAGAAAAAACAUCAAAAAGCCAAAUCCUUUCUCAGUAAUCAUGUCUAACAUGUACUGACAAAGUCUCUUUUGUCUAAAACUUAAAGAAAACAUUACACCAAAUUAUUAUGGGCACAAGGCAAUUUGGUAGUCCCUCUAAUUUGUUGAGUGAAUAUACAUGUAAACAUGUUUUACAUUUAAUAUAUGAUUUGUCAAACAAUUUUAGUACAUACAAAUAAGAAUGUGACUUUCUUUCUCUUGCAGUUCGGCGUUCAUCCAAAUGGCAAACCCAGACAAGCUGUCAACUCAACCUUACAGUGGAUGACUCACCAAAAAGGCCUUGUACUCUGACAAGUCAUUACUGCUAUUGAACAGGAAACUACUAUUACAAAGGAAAAGCAGCUAAUAUUUAGGAGAGACUUCAGACAGUUCAUUUGAAAGACAAAAGCCAAGAAAUGGCGAAGCUCACAGACUUGAGUCUGUCCGUUGCACUUUUGAUACUUGGCCUAGUGUCAACUGUCCUUGGUCAAAUAUGGCCAGGUCAACGGUACUGUCCUUGUAUCUGUGCACGGCUGUCAACUCCAGAGCUGACGUACGCCCUGGGACCGGGGGUAUACAAGCAGGUGGACUGCAGAUACCGAAAUGUGAAUGAUGUGCCUUCCAAUAUCCCCCGUGACACACAGGUCCUCCUUUUGAGCCACAAUGGUAUCAUCAACAUCUCUGAUAAUAUUGACUACUUGUACGACUUGCUCUACCUGGACAUAUCCCACAACCACCUGAGCGGUGUGUAUUUCGAUGACGUCCGCAAAAACACCAAGCUGUCCUUCAUCAACCUUGGCUGGAACGACAUCACGUACAUCACGCCGAGGGCCUUCCGCUUCAUCAUGAACUUGAACCACUUGAUCCUGACCAGCAACAAACUGGUCUAUGUCCCCGAGGCCAUCUCCAACUUGACCAGCCUGGGCAUUCUGGAUCUCGCGAAGAAUCGCAUCCAAGGGUUGUACACAAACUCCUUGCAGGGACUUCCAAAUCUGCAGUUCUUGAACCUCCAGGAAAAUCGCAUCGGUGAGGUAAACAUUGGCUCAUUCUAUCAAUUGCCGCAACUUAGGACCCUCCACUUGAAUGACAACAUUAUUUCCUACCUUCCCUCUCAAGUUUUCAAUGGCUUGUCUUUCCUGGAAGUUCUAUCACUCAACAACAAUUUACUCCAGAAUCUCUAUCCAGGAGUGUUCAAUGCAAUGUACAACAUCAGGACCAUUGACCUCCAUGGGAAUACACUCAAUCAUUUGAGCCGGGAGACAUUCCACGGAUUGAGUUCCUUGGAAAAUCUGUACUUGAAUGCCAAUAACCUGCGCAACCUCCCUUCUACACUCUUCCAAGGACUUUACAAUCUCCGGAUCUUGGAUAUCUCAGACAAUACACAUAUUGGGACAUUUCCAUUUGGGCUGCUGUAUGGACUGCACAACCUUGAAACUUUAAAAAUCAGCAACGCGCAGCAUGUUCCACAGGGCCUUUUUGCUGGUUUGAGAAAAAUGCAAUCACUUAAGAUAAAACAGAGCAGGUUACCCGAGAUAUCCGCGACACUCUUUCGAGACCUCUCGAGUCUGCAAAUCCUAGAGCUUCCCGAAAACCAUAUUGCCACCCUUCAGCCAAAUUCCUUCAGUUCACUGUGGACCCUAACCACCUUGGAUUUGUCUAACAAUGAAAUCAAAUCUAUAAACAAUGCACCAUUUUACGGCACCAAUUUCUAUGCUCUCACAACUUUACACCUGCAAAACAAUGUGAUCGAUGAGCUUGAGGACGGCGCCUUUACAAAUAUGCCACAACUACAAGAGGUGCGCCUUGACAAUAACAACAUCCCAGUUGUGCGAAACGGCAUAUUCUCCUGGAGGACGCAACUGCGUUCCAUCACACUCGACCACAACCAGAUACAUACCAUUGAGGAAGGUGCCGUGCGUGCAAUGGACAGCAUCGACCGAAUGACCGUCGUCAGUAAUUUCCUCAGUUGCGACUGUCAUCUGAUCAGCUUUGCAAAGUGGUUUCAACAGAACUGGCAGAAUGUGGAACGUGCAAAUGAAGUCUACUGCUAUGCCCCACAAGUGUACAACAACAGGCGCCUCAUUGAUAUGAUUAACGGUCCCAGGAACCCAUUCCAGUGUGUGUAUCCAAGGAUAUCAACUGAACCGAAAAUAGCAAACUUCACCAAGUUCAUUGGCGAGGAUGUCUACCUUCACUGCCAUCUCAUCCCCACAGCGGUUGCAACCCUAACAUGGGUGUUCCCUGAUCAGCAUGAGGAGGAUGCUCCAUCCUUCCCUCCACUCAUGAACCAGACGGUGCGGGCUCUGACCAACCACUAUGGCACACUCAUUCUGUACAACAUCCAGAGGAAAGAUGCUGGUUCAUACAAAUGCAAAUCAACAAACACAGUUGGUGCCGACACAAUAGUCUAUAAUAUUAAGGUCUUGGAGCGAAUACCUGCAACUCCUGUGACAACUCCAAGGAUUGAUCCAGUCACAGACAAUUCUGAUGAUGGAACUACUACUUUAAACCUGACACCACAUGAAGAGUGGCCUGGGCAAGGUCCAGGAACAGAAAAUGAGACAGUUACCACAUGCAACCCAAACCCUUGCCAAAAUGAGGGAUCUUGCAGUGAAGAGCCCAACGAGCAAAGCACGGAGAGUACCAGCAUAGUCAGUCGGGAAAGCAGUGAGUUUGAAAAGCAGAAUGUAGUGCGACAGGCAGGCUGCAUAUGCCGAAAGAACUAUGGGGGCAAUUUCUGCCAAUACCGGAAACCUGACAUGCCCAAAGAGGUGACAGUCAUUGCUUCAAAUAAGAAUUAUAUCAGUCUAACCUGGGAGGGGUCCGAUAUGCAAAACGUGCAAGGCUACCGUGUUCUCUACAGUAUUGUAGGUGAGCGGACAGUAGUCAAAAGCGUGCCUAUACACCCGACGGUACAGAGUUACACAAUGGAGGGCCUGGAGACCGGCGUGUCGUACAAGAUCUGCGUGGUGGCCUUCAACCAAGGUGGCGAGAGCACAGUCGGCGACAACGACUGCAUCUGGGCAGAAACGCAGAAGGCUGCACAGCGGACAAAUUCAAUAUUCAACACUCAAUUUCUGACCAUUGGCGGAAGCUGCUUAGCAGUUGUUGUCCUUCUCAUCCUGAUGGGAUAUGGCUACCAGAAGAUCCAAGAGAGGAGACACAACAAAGAUGCCUACGAUGAGCCAAUGAUGCAAUCCAACAUGAGCCCCUCAAGCUCCGUUGCAGAGGUGUUUCGAAAAAGCAUGCGCACUACUAUGCCAUCUCAUCAAUCCUCUUUUUACCGCAACUCAGACGAUGUCAUGCUGAUUGAUCUCCAGGGCUUGCCUGAUAGACAAAUGUACAUGAAUCCUAUGGACUCCAGACAAAGCCUGCAUCUAGGAGAUGCACCAUUGAGGGACUUUGUGCCUGGGGAGCCUGAAUUAUUCCCCAAAGGCAACAAGAGGAAAACUCUUAAGAUACAGGACACACAAAUGUGAGUUGGCUGUUGGAUAUAUGGCGAGAUGCUUCUCAGCAGAAACAACCAGAUUUCUCCGGAUGCUCCCAAUAUUGCUGCAGCAUCAAUUCUCAAGAUGAAAACUGAGAGACAAAUGGGCAGUGACACCUACAUUGUAAUGCCUGCGUUUAAUGGAUCUGAUGCAUCAUCCCUUGUAUAAUCUGCUGUCACAAUUUGUGGAAAUGAGACUGAAUGUUUCCAACAACAAACGUCUGACGUCUUCAAUCGUUCAAUCUUCGGUCAAUGUUAUAGACUUUCAUGUAAGACAGCCAGAGCUUAAUUAUUGUGCAAUCGCACUUGUUUUAAACCAGUAGACAACUGGUGAGUCGGUUUCCUUUAGUAUACGGGCGUCCGACCUAUUAAACCCAGACACUUCACAACAACUAUCCACAAGUGCUGCAUCCUGAGGCAGGUCUCAGCUGGAUGGUGCUGGGGAAGACCGGCCUCAUUUCCUGGACAGCUCAUCACAAAGGGCCACGGGCACACCUUGGCCUGCCCCUAACUAGGGUCAAAGGAAGUUAACCUAUUUAUCGUGGUGCCGUUGUCACCCCAAAAUGGUGAUUCAUUCAAUGUGUGUAUAAAGGUGUGAUGUAGCGAAGAAGGGCAACACACCUGAAAUGUGGUUAUGACAGCAAUUUAGAGAACAAUUGAUCUAUAAUGUCACAAUUUGAGGAAAGAGAGUUGAUAUUCAAAGCAGAACGUCGUAAUUAUAAGAUUAAAUCCUGUUACAAAUUACAUGAAUUAUAAAACUGGUGCAAAAAGAUAGGUUACACAUAAAAGAGGAUAUUUUCUAUAGUUGGCCUGGUUUUUUAAUGUAAUUUUAAAUUUCAAUUUAAAUGUAAAUUUUAUAUUCUGACAGCCGAGUAGGGUUCCAAAUUUUCCAGUGCAGCCACAAGUAAAUGCUUCGAUUCUGUGCAGUCAUCAGGUCACAUGCAUGCCACACAUGUACUGGCCCUGAUGCAAUUACGUCAAUCAGCUUAUAACUGCUUCUACAUGUUGUUUACCCAGUGCCUGGAAGUUAUCAGUUUAACACUUAAACAUGACACACUAAUCCUUUUAAAAUGAAUAAUAUAGGAAAUUUGUCAUUAAUGCAAAUUUGCAUGUCUGUACAGCUGGAUAUGGCCUGUCGUAUUUCACUCCUGAUUGGUUCAUUGAAUUAAGUCAAUAUAGGUGAACAAUGGGUUCCCACUGCAUGAAGCUAUUAACACCGUCUGGCGGAAAUUUUGACUUUAGCAAUCAAUAACUACAUGUGUGUAGUCGAUGAAUGAUUUACACAGGCACCUUGCCAAAUGCAUCAGCUGUGUUGAAGACCAUACAGCAGUGCAUGUAAUACAUACAUUUGUAUGACACAUGGAUUCAGGCACUGGCAGAGUGAUGCAUUAUUGGCUGAUGAACAGCGCUUAUGUACGUUCUUGUGUCUACAUGUACUAACUCUCUGAAAAUUAUUUUUUUGGUUACCUUCCUGAAACCACCAAAAUCCAACACAAAACAUAGUUGGCCAUUAAGCCCCAUGUACAGUAGAGCAUGGGGCCAGACGGCAUCUAAUGAGUCCAGCACAAAUCAAAACCAGGAGCUGGAAUUAAGGCACAUUUGUGAGGGUUGUAACUCUGUAAUUACAGCUGGGCGAGUAACUCCAUUACUCGAGUACUCGAGUACUCGCGAGUACUUUAUGCUACUUGUGGUUUUUCAUCUAUUUGAGUACGGUACUCGUCCUGGCACGAGUAGAAUCAGGUACUCGUGGGUAGCAAUUUAGGGUUUAGGGUUCACUUCUUAAUACGUUACCUGCAAACAGGGAAUCACUCCCUCCAUCUCUCUCUCCCUAGGAUUCCAUUCGUCCAAAAAUAAAAAUUAAAGUAAAUGAAUCAAAAUGUCGCACAGUAAGGAUAUCUCAGUGCUUAAGAAUGUGGUGUGAGUUGCACGCUAUUUGCUUGUAGUAACUUCCAGUCAUACUAUUGAAUACAUGUCAUUUUUCUGGUUUUAUGGGAAUUUGGUUAACCACCGGUACAUUCAGCUGUAUACGUGUAAAUGACAAAACGUGUUAAUGACAAAAUACUUUGUGAAAACGUUUUAAAAGAAGCCUGUUUUCUUUGUUAAUGGUUUUAAUGCUACAGUGUAAAGACAUGUGUUCCAUUUUGCAUUUCAUACAACACAGGCAUCGAUUUACAAAGGCUGGCCUCAAGUGAAUUUGUCUGGUUGCCACGAAAGGGAAAUAUUUGUAAAUAUUCAUGAAGAAUUGAUUCAGCCUGCCAGGAGUAGGUUCUGUAAUAAACCUGUUAAAAUAUUUGCUUACUUUCUAUAAAUAUUAUAUCAAGGUGUAUUAAAUUCCAUGCUUGUAUAUUUCGGCACUUAAACAGACUGCCUGCUGAGCAUAAACAUAUAGCUGAACACUACUGUACAGUUUUAUCUAUGGUUGUAUGUAUGUGUAAGUUACAUUUAAUUUGGUACAUAAACAUGUAUAGUCCGGUUUAACGUCAUAAGGAGUAAACAACGGGGGUGAGAGUGACCACUGAUAAAAAAGAGCUGAAAACACCUGAAAAAAGUGUUAAAAAAGCUGAACUUUGGAAAUCUCCUAUACCUUUGUACACAGCAAGUGAGGGAAAA